ACGAAAUGAAAAGUUUGUUUUGAAUUGGAGAAUUACCUAAUUAGUAAAGUGUUUUUGCAAAAUUAGGGCACUCUGAGAUGCAGCCAUUGAAGAAGAUGAGGAGAAUUCCUCUGCGCAAUCGCAAUGGUAUUAUCUCUUCCAUUUCUGGUUCGGCAUUUACAAUCAGAGCUUAUUCUUCCUGCCCUACCAAAAAAUCCAUUUCAGUAAAGGGUAAAGUUAGCGUAAAUAGUUGCAAUUUUGAGUGUUUAGAUGAUGCUGUUACUCUCUUCAAUCAAAUGGUUAGAAUGAAGCCUCUUCCUAAACUUGUCGAUUUCUCUAAAUUGUUUAACAAUAUGAUAAGUAUGAAGUAUUACACUGCUGUCCUUUCUCUUUUUCGAGAAAUGCAGAAAUUGGGUAUCCCAAUUAAUGUUUUCAUCUUGAAUAUCGUGAUUAAUAGUUAUUGUCUGAUGGGUCGUUCUGAUUGUGCAUUUUCGGUGUUACCCGUUUACUUGAAGAAUGGCAUUCCAUUUAGUGUUGUCACAUUUACCAUUCUAAUAAGGGGAAUCUUUGCUGAAAAUAAGAUUAAAGAUGCAGUUGAAUUGUUCAAAAAAUUGGUGAGAGAGAAGAUUUGUGAGCCCAACGAAGUCAUGUAUGCAACCGUCAUGAAUGGGCUCAGCAAAAGGGGGCAUACUAAAAAAACUGUAAGUUUGCUCCAGUUAAUGGAACAAGGGAACACUAAGCCUGACAUAUAUAUCUACAGCAUUGUUAUAGAUUCCCUUUGCAAAGAUAGAAACUUAGAUGCUGCUAUCACUCUAUUGAACGAGAUGAAGCAGAGAGGCAUUCCUCCAGAUGUAGUCACAUAUAGUUCAUUAAUUGAUGGUUUGUGUAGGAUUGGUCAGUGGGAAAAGGUUAAGAUUUUGUUCUCUGAGAUGGUGAACCUUAAUAUUUAUCCAAAUGUGCGCACCUUCAACAUACUAACAGAUGGACUGUGCAAAGAAGGCAAAGUCAAAGAUGCGGAGGAAGUAAUGAAACUCAUGGUCGAAAAGGGUGUAGAGCCUAAUAUAUUCACCUACAAUGCGAUAAUGGAUGGGUAUUGUUUGUGUGGUCAAGUGGAUAGUGCGAGGAGAAUUUUUGAUACCAUGAUAGAUAAGGGCAUUGAGCCUGACAUUUUUACCUAUAGCAUACUAAUAAACGGAUACUGUAAGAAAAAGAAAGUGGAUGAGGCCAUGCAAUUGUUUUGUGAAAUUUCUCAAAAGGGAUCAAAACCCAAUAAUGUUACCUACAAUACUAUCUUGCAAGGUCUAUUUGAAGUUGGAAGAACUGGUGAAGCAAAACAAAUUUACGCUGAGAUGCUAUCUGCGGGGACCAAGCCUAAUAUAUACACUCAUGUCACUUUGCUCAAUGGUUAUUUUAAGUGCGGACUUGUUGAAGAAGCUAUGUCACUCUUUAAUAAGUUAGAAAGAAGCAGAGAAUAUACUAAUAAUGCAUUUUAUAGUGUUGUCAUUAACGGAUUGUGCAAAAAUGGUAAACUUAAUGAAGCGCAUGUUGUUUUCGAGAAGCUUUCUUUCCUUGGAUUGCUUCCCGAUGUGAGAACAUACACUGUAAUGAUAAAUGGAUUUUGUCUUGAAGGGUUAUUUGAUGAAGCUAAAAAUAUUCUAAGAAAAAUGGAAGACAGCGGUUGUGCUCCAGACAAUGUCACUUAUAAUGUUAUUUUGCAAGGAUUUCUCAGGUGCAACAAAAUUAGUGAAAUGACAUCUUUUAUGAAGGAAAUGGCUGGAAGGGGCUUCUCAUUUGAUGCAACUACCGCUGGUUUUUUGGUAGACAUUGUAAGGGAGAAUUCUUCUGUCCUUGACAUGAUACCAGAGCUUCACUCGAAUAAUAAGAAGUGAAUAUUUCUUUUGUUUGGUUUAUUCGGCUAUGUUAUGACUUUGAUACAAUUUCGGUUUAUCACCUCACAUGAGAAGGAAUCCAAUGCAAUUGUGGAAGAUGAAAAAUGAAAAUCAAAACGUUGCUUGGGUUUUCAUGCUGGCUUAUCGAGGAGAACAGGUUCAUCACGGUCACGCCUGAAACUGAAGUUCUGAAAGUGAAGCAACUGAUGAUAGGAAUCUGAGUGAACUGGACUUGGGAGAAAGUGAAUUGGAAGACCUCAGUGGCCAUUGGCUUAAGUCAUUUUCCUGAGAGCUCCAUGCACACCGCUUUUGUCACUUAACAUUCCUUGUUCGGCUUCUGGGGUCAGCUUCUCAGCUUUGGAGCGUCUAGUUUCUCGCUCUCCUCAUGUAAGCACUCUUCGGCUCAAUCGUGCUGUGUCCAUCGAGAAACUUCCAUAGCUACUUCGCUAUGCCUCCCAGUUGGUUGAAUAUGGUACCGGAUCCUCACUGCUGACAUACAGGUUGAUGUUUCUGAAGUUUCUUCAACGUAUCUCAAGCUUUUUCAGGCUGCAAUCAACUCAAAAGCUUGAGUGAGGUUUGGGAGGCCGUGCCAGCCUACUAUUUAUCCAGUCUACUCGAAACUCACCUCUUUGAACUUAAGCUAUGCUGCCAUUCAAAUACCUGGUCUUGGCAAGCUCAUCAGUGAGUGUCACAAUUUGCAGCAGUUGUGGAGGGAAGAUUGAUUCCAAUGGCUGUGUUGCUGCUUUCUUGGAAGAGCGCUUGAAAAUGGGUCUUAAUUUCAUUCUUUCAGCCGAGGUCGAUCACCAAAAGAAAGGCUACAAGUUUGGUUUUGGACUCAGUUGGAGAAUAGAGGAGGCAGCUUAAACAGGGAUUAGGUAUUAACAUAUGAGCACAAGAUUAAAAUUGAAAGCAUCUUAACAAGUGAUGCAGUUUCUCAGCCAUAAAAGAAUUGAAACAUCAGUUUUGUAUUUUUAUCGAGCAGACAUUAUUUCUGGAGCAUACAUAUCAUCAACUGGUGCAACUAGUCACUAAUAGUUGAUUUUGCAAUUUGGGACAAUUCUGUAAACAGUUUAGAAUUGUAGAGUUGACUUUAUUCAGAUAUAGAGAUUUAUCAUUAUGAUUUUUA
Solanum dulcamara is the source of this 2994-nucleotide messenger RNA. RefSeq names its product putative pentatricopeptide repeat-containing protein At1g12700, mitochondrial. NCBI's taxonomy places the organism in Eukaryota, Viridiplantae, Streptophyta, Magnoliopsida, Solanales, Solanaceae. The record is from RefSeq and is a predicted model, not a curated record. Bases 78 to 1868 code for a protein of 596 amino acids. Gene Ontology annotation, molecular function: protein binding. The transcript is spliced from 5 exons.